Hyla sarda is the source of this 3969-nucleotide messenger RNA. RefSeq names its product abhydrolase domain containing 12, lysophospholipase (gene ABHD12). Bases 369 to 1526 code for a protein of 385 amino acids. Gene Ontology annotation, molecular function: phosphatidylcholine lysophospholipase A1 activity; monoacylglycerol lipase activity. Gene Ontology annotation, cellular component: endoplasmic reticulum membrane. The record is from RefSeq and is a predicted model, not a curated record. Gene Ontology annotation, biological process: monoacylglycerol catabolic process; phosphatidylserine catabolic process. NCBI's taxonomy places the organism in Eukaryota, Metazoa, Chordata, Amphibia, Anura, Hylidae. The transcript has 13 exons.
CGGCGUGUGUAAGUACCGCAGUAAAGUGUGAACAUAACCCCAGCACUGUGGGGCCACAAUGUAAGGCUAUGAGGCAGGGAUAGUGGAGAGGAGACAGGAUGGCGGAGCUGUAUACAUGAUAUAUACCUCUCCCAUCCUCCAUCCCUGUCCUGUCACAGUCGGAGGAGGCGGUUCUGAGGCCCCGGUAACCAGGCAGCCUCCCCGGUGAUUGGGCGGCCGGAGGUCACGGAGGAGGGGCGGCCCGGAGCUCAGCUGUGAGGGGGCCGAGAGCACAACAACCGCAGCCCGGACACCGCUCACUCCGUCCCUGAUGUGCACAUCCUAGCUCCGCUACCGCAGCCCGCCGCACCCCCGCCGCCUGCACCGGGAUGAGAAAGAGAAGCGAGCCUGCGGCCCGGGAGCAUGACGGCUUCGGAGCGGCCCCUCUGGACCGGGACUGCCGCCUGAAGAACCUGAGGAUCCCGGGGAGCAGGGGGCACUAUCUCCCGGACUCAGACUCCGACAGCAAAGGCAUGAAGAGGUUCAGCAGGCGUUAUGGCUUGUGGUCCCGGUUACGAAUGUUUAUAUUUGCACUAGUUGGUCUCUAUAUAGCCAUUCCAUUCCUUGUCAAGAUAUGUCCUGCAAUACAAGCUCAGCUGGUCUUUCUUAAUCUAGUGAGGUUUCCUUAUUUUAUCGAUCUGAAGAGGCCUCAGGAUCAAGGUUUAAACCACACAUGUAAUUUAUACCUGCAGCCAGAGGAGGAUGUAUCUAUUGGUGUCUGGCACACCAUUCCUGCUGUCCUGUGGAAAGAUGCUCAGGGAAAAGACCCAGCAUGGUAUGAAGAAGUAUUGUCUACAAACUAUCCUGUAAUUCUUUACUUACAUGGCAAUGCAGGCACCCGAGGAGGUGAUCACAGAGUACAGCUGUAUAAGGUGCUGAGCUCCUUAGGCUACCAUGUAAUCUCAUUUGACUACAGAGGAUGGGGUGACUCGGUUGGCUCUCCGUCAGAGACUGGAAUGACCUAUGAUGCUCUCCAUGUUUUUGAUUGGAUAAAGGCCAGAAGCGGAGACAACCCUGUGUACAUCUGGGGGCACUCCUUAGGCACAGGGGUUGCUACAAAUUUAGUGAGAAGGCUGUGCGAAAGAGAAACGCCUCCUCAUGCUCUAAUAUUAGAAUCGCCUUUUACGAAUAUCCGUGAAGAGGCUAAGAGUCAUCCAUUCUCAGUAAUAUACAGGUAUUUCCCUGGCUUUGACUGGUUCUUCCUUGAUCCCAUCACAGCGAGUGGCAUAAAGUUUGCAAAUGAUGACAAUGUGAAGUAUAUUUCAUGCCCGUUGCUCAUUCUCCAUGCAGAAGAUGACCCUGUGAUCCCAUUCCAUUUAGGAAGAAAGCUUUACAACAUUGCUGCCCCAGCACGCAGCUUACGGGACUUCAAGGUACAGUUUGUCCCUUUCCACAAAGACCUGGGAUAUAGACAUAAAUACAUAUACAGGAGUCCAGAACUAAAACAGAUACUGAGAGAUUUCCUUGGCAACACAGAGCAGCAAUAGAACCAUGGAAGGAGACAACCCAGAUGAUUUGGGGACCAGCAGUAUGACAAUCCCUGUAUGAGGUUGACACAUAGUGUGUCAGUGCUUGCCUACUCUUCCACAUGGGAUAUAGUCCAUUCCAGUGUCUUUGGGGUACAACUACUGGAUAAGCGUGACUUAUUUUUUUGUCUUUUAUUUUUUAUGCCUGCAAUUGUCUGACUGUGAUGGGACUUGCUUUGUACGAUACAAGUAAUAGUCUUGUAAAAUCAAAUGCAGGGAACCUCUGGAGAGCGCCCCCCAGGAGAAGAUGGGAUAUCUGUUACUUGAAACCAUGGCACUUCCCCUGUGCCAGCGCUGUGACGGGGAAAAGUUACUGACGAUGACCAAGAUGGCUGCCCUGAUCUGGUUACUGAGAGCUGCUAUAUUUUUACCUGAAGGAGCUGUGUCCCAUAGGCACUAUCAACGCAAUAACUUUAGAGGUUGUGCAUGCUACUGUGAUUUCUAAUGCUCAGAUUUCCUAUAUUCAGUACCUCCUCUCUGAUAGCACAUAGGUGUCUGGUUAUGUUUGGAGGUGAGUGGUUAUUGGUUUUACCUUUCUUUAUGAUUUUAGAAAUGUAGACUGUCUGCUGUUUCCACAUACAGUGCUCCCUCAACAUACCAUGUUAAUCUGCUCCAAAUGGACCAUCGUUUGUUGAAACUAUGUUGAGGGAUCCGUGCAAUGUAAAGUAUAGGACUGUGGUCUACAACCUGCGGACCUCCAGAUGUUGCAAAACUACAACACCCAGCAUGCCCGGACAGCCAACGGCUGUCCGGGCAUGCUGGGAGUUGUAGUUUUGCAACAUCUGGAGGUCCGCAGGUUGAAGACCACUGGUAUUGGAGGCUAUACUCGCUGCCCUGGAUGUCGCCUUCCAUCGCUGUGUCCCUGACACUCCGGCAAGGCCUCUGCUUCCCCGGCAUCCUCGCUCUCCGUCGCCGCCAUCACGUCGUUACGCACGCCGCUCCUAUUGGAUGACGGGACGGCGUGCGCAGCGAUGUGAUGACGACAAUGGAGUGCGCCAACGAUGCAGGGGAUCCCGAAGAGGACGUGCCGGAGCCCCGAGGACAGGUAAGUGAUCAUCAGCGGACCACACGGGGCACCGUAAGUGGCUAUCCGGUGGCAGCUGCCAUAUAGCAGUUUAUGCGAUGGCCCCGACAUACAAAAGCAUCGUAUGUUGGUGCUGCCUUCAACAUGCGAUGGCCUCUGAGAGGCCAUCGUAUGUUGAAAUGAUCGUAUGUCGGGGCCAUUGUAGGUCACUGUAUUCCAGUCCCUUGCCUGAUAAUAAUAUACCUAGCUUUAUUAUUUUACACAAUGUAGGGGAUAGGAUCCCAGAUGAGGAAGUGUGUAUGGGCAAUAUAGUUUUCCAUACCAUGGGCUUGGUUAUCAAAUUUGUGGCUACAGCAUAGUAAAAGGAGAAGUAGGGUUAUCCAAAGGGACUGUGGAAUACACUUUGUUAGAGGGAAUCUAUUAGUAAAAUCCAGAGGUAUCUAGUGUGACCCAGAUCUGGAUUUAGCUAUUACAAUGUGACUGGUUCAUAAUUUUUCCCUCUGGGUAUUAUAAUAGGACUCAUGAAAGACAUCACUACCCUCAGAUCUGUCACCCAUCUUUUCUUGUUCGACAGCUUGUGGCUCCUCAGCUGUUAUAACCUGUUUGGCUGUCAGUAAUAGCUGUAAAGCCACAGAUAGCAGAACAAAGAGGUACAGAUCGACGCUUUAUUAUAAAAUACACAUUAUAUAUUACAGCUGGUCUGUCUAACAUGCUGCCCAUUAUAGAAAUUGCAAUGAAACACUCCAAAUUAUAAUGCACUAUACUGGGUGAGUCUAAAGGUCAUUACAUAUGCACUUAUAUCCAUAGACUGUUUGCACAGAUUCCAUCUUUCACAGUGCACCAUAUGUGACUGGCAGAUUGUUUACCACAGAAGCAGUGACCGCUGGUCAUACAUACUAGAUAGCUGUUGGCUGAACACUCGCUUGUCCGAUAGUUAUCUCUCUCAAUACCCCACUACACAGUCCCAUGUGUUCAGAGAUGGGAGAAAGCAUAUCUCCCCGGAUCAAAGGGAUCUGCUGACAGGAGAGUGGGGAGAUUGACAGAUUCCUGAUGAAAUUGGCAGCUUGGGCUGACACUUACCUAAUAUGUAUGGCCUAGUUUAGUCCUGUGACUGGUAAUAGGUGUGCAUAUUCCUUUAAGGCUUACUUUAAAUACUUAUUCUGCGCCAUUGGAACAAACUGGAUUUUUUAAAUUCAUUUUAUUAUUGGGACCUUUCAGUUGACAACUGUUUUAGAAAUGUAAUGUCUUAAUGUAAAUCUGCAUAUUGAGUUAUAAUAUUGCAAUCUGUAUGAUUUCUUGACUACCAAUCUGUUUCUUUCAUGAUGUGUUUUGCUCAUGUAAUCUGCAUUUUAAAUGUUAAAACAAGAGAAUUUAAACCUG